This is a messenger RNA of Debaryomyces fabryi, 2097 nucleotides long. RefSeq lists its product as uncharacterized. Lineage: Eukaryota; Fungi; Ascomycota; Pichiomycetes; Serinales; Debaryomycetaceae. The coding region runs from base 1 to 2097 and encodes 698 amino acids. The record is from RefSeq and is a predicted model, not a curated record. Gene Ontology annotation, cellular component: membrane coat. Gene Ontology annotation, biological process: vesicle-mediated transport; intracellular protein transport. The transcript has a single exon. Gene Ontology annotation, molecular function: clathrin binding.
AUGAGUGAUGGAAAACUAUUUACUAAGACUAAGUCUGUUGAAUUAAGAACUGAAUUAGAACGGGCACUUAAGAAAUCAAAGCCACACGCUAGAAUUAAGAUUGUUUUAAAAAAAGUACUCGCCAAUAUAAUAUUGAAUAAUAAUGAAAUUAUUAAAUUCUUUCCGGACAUAAUUUCUCUUAUGAAGUUUGAUGACUUCGAGAUCAGGAAGAUGUGUUUCCACUACUUGGUUACAUUCUCUGCUUCUAGCCCGAAAGAAGCUCAUGAAGCGUUGCCGUUUUUGGUCCGGUUUGAAGACGAUCCGGAUCCUUUAAUGAAGGCACUUGCGCUUAAGACUUUAUCAUCAAUUCCAAAUAAAGACUAUGUAAAUGCUACAUUCAAUAAGGUCAUUAUUGCCUUGCAUUUUCCGGAUCCUCAUGUAAAAAAAGCGGCCGCUUUUGCGGUGUCAAGAUUAUUCCAACAUGACCGAGAAAGAGCCAUGCAACUGUACUUGAUUGAAGAGUUGAAUGACCUUUUAUAUGACUCGAAUGAAGCAGUCGUGGCGAAUGCAUUAGCUGCUUUAAGUUAUAUAACUGAGAAUGGGAAAACAUUAGCUUUGACUAUUAAUAAGAAACACUCGUUGACUUUAGUAUCUUAUUUGGGUAAGACAAACGAAUGGUGUCAGAUAUAUAUUUUAAAUUCCUUGAUGUCUUAUGUUCCACAAACAACAGAGGAAGCAUUGGACUUGAUUGAAUCUACCAUUCCGUCUUUGCAGCACGAGAAUUCUGCGGUAAUUUUAAAUGCUAUUAAGUUAAUUGUAUACUUCAGCCAUUAUGUUAAAAAUCCAGAAUUAGUUAUUCCCACUUUAUCAAAGAAAUUGGGAUCUUCUCUUGUGUCCCUUUUAUCUAAGCCGCCAGAAACACAGUUCCUUGCUUUGAGAAAUGUUAUACUUCUUCUUCUAGGAAGGAAGGAAUUAUUAAGUUUCGAUAUUGAAAUGUUUUUCUGUCGUUAUGAUGAUCCUAUCUACAUCAAAGAUACAAAGCUAGAAAUCAUAUACCUAGCGGCUAAUGAUCAAAAUGUCCGUGUUGUUUUGAGGGAAUUAGAGGAGUACGCAACUGAGGUUGACGUUGCGAUGUCUAGAAAAGCAAUCAGGGCUUUUGGGAACCUAGCAGUCAAGUUAACUGCAGCAUCGGAUGAAUGUGUUGAUGUUAUAUGUGAUUUAAUUUCUAACGGAAUUUCUUAUAUUGUACAGGAAUCAUCGAUUGUGAUUAAGAAUAUAUUGCGGAAGUACCCAGGUAGGUACAAUUUUGCAAUUAAAGAAUUAAUGAAACAUUAUAAGGUUAUUGAUGAACCAGAAGCCAAAACUGCAAUGAUUUGGAUUUUAGGCCAAUAUUGUGAACAUAUUGAUAGAGUGGAGCUUAUAAUGGGAGAUUUCAUUUCUACAUUUAAGGAUGAUCCAAUAGAAGUACAAUAUGCCAUACUUACUGCAGCAACAAAGUUAUAUUUAAAGUUACCAGAAAAGGGAGAAAGUUUGAUACUAAAAGUAUUGAAGUGGGCAACCGAAGAAGUGGAUAAUCCAGAUAUUAGAGAUAGGGGAUUUAUAUAUUGGAGAUUACUUUCUGCGGAAGAUGCUAAUGGCGCAGAUGGGGAAUUUCAAGCAAAUACUAAAAAGGUGAUUUUGAAUUCGAAUCCAGUUAUUUCAACAGAUAGUGAUAAUAUUGAUCCAAGUAUCUUAGAAGAACUUGAAUUGAAUAUUGGAACAUUGGCAUCAAUUUACUUGAAACCUAUACUGCAUGUGUUCCGUUAUGCAAAACCAAAAUCCUUGCCAUAUAGUCCUGCUCUACAAAGUAGACAUCAGGCUUCCUCACCAGUGUCAGCGAAUGCAUCUAACGAAAAUGUGCACGUUGCGAAUUCCGCGGCUCCCUCAACAGAUUAUAUUUCUCCAAGAAGGAUGAGCUCUCCAAGCGUUAACCAUUCAAGCAGACCAAGUCGACAUUUACCGCUUCGUAGACAAGAAUCUGAUUUAUCCAGCAAUGAAGACAGCACACCAAGAAAAAGCAGCUUCGCUAAGAGGCUCACUAGGCAGGCUUCUAUUUUGACUGGAAGAAAAAAUAAAUGA